Oncorhynchus kisutch (coho salmon) is the source of this 1690-nucleotide messenger RNA. Its product is annotated as claudin-10-like. The transcript is spliced from 5 exons. Bases 267 to 986 code for a protein of 239 amino acids. Gene Ontology annotation, molecular function: structural molecule activity. The record is from RefSeq and is a predicted model, not a curated record. Gene Ontology annotation, cellular component: membrane; bicellular tight junction. Lineage: Eukaryota; Metazoa; Chordata; Actinopteri; Salmoniformes; Salmonidae.
GUGUCAGUGAGUGAUGUGUAUCCUUGGGAUUGGUCCACAGGUAGAGGUGCAGAGUCUUGAACACAGAGCCCUCCCUGUUGAACAUAAACCAGGCUACGACAUCUUAACCACUGACACACUUCACCUCCUAACCAUUCAUCCUGGACUGCCUCUCUGCUCUGCUCUCCAUCCACUGUCCUCCACAGUAUACAGUCUCAUCUGCCACAAUUGCUGUUUACCAGCUUACCUGACCCAGCUCUACAACAGACAGGACAGGACUGAGGAGGAUGAGCAACAUGGCCACGGAGAUCGUUGCCUUCAUCCUGAACAUAUCUGGAUGGAUCCUGGUCUGUUCCACUUUGCCUACUGACUACUGGAAGGUGUCCUCCGUGGAUGGGACGGUCAUCACCACGGCGACCUUCUGGUCCAACCUGUGGAAGACCUGCGUCACGGAUUCCACAGGAGUGUCCAACUGUAAAGAUUUCCCCUCCAUGCUGGCUCUGGAUGUGUAUAUCCAAGUUUGUCGGGGCCUGAUGAUUGCGUCUGUGUGCCUGGGGUUCUUUGGAGCCACCCUGGCCCUGAUGGGAAUGAAGUGUACCAGGAUCGGAGGCUCAGAGAGCACCAAGGCCAGACUAACAGGCCUUUCAGGCCUUCACUUCAUACUCAAUGGGCUUUGCUCCUUGACUGCAUGCUCCCUGUACGCACACAGGAUCACAUCAGAGUUCUUUGACCCACUCUUUUUUGCUCAAAAGUUUGAGCUGGGCGCAGCGCUCUUCAUCGGCUGGUCUGGCUCGGUGCUCUGCAUUUCAGGAGGACUCAUAUUCUGCCUCUCCUUGUCAGAGGGCUUCAGUCGAGCAGAGUGCUCCUACAGUGUUGGUACGUCUAUGGUAACCAAGCGUCACAAACCCGGCAAGUCUGCCAACAGUUUCUACAAAUCGCCAGUUUCCACAGACCCCCGAGACCCAGCAGAACACUCAAGGCAGUUUGGAAAGAACGCCUAUGUGUGACAACGGACGGAACACUGGCAUUGCCAUAUGGUCAUAUGAGGUGACCGUGGACUGUUUGACCCUUGGGCUAAGCUUGUUGAGGUCACCUUUUCAUACCUCUUCAACCAGAACCCCAAUUCCUUAUUGAGACGGAGUCCUGUGUGAUUACAUUACCUAAGGAUGUGAUGUAGGCUACCUGCUUUUAUUUUCCUUAAUAUCACACUUCUUUCCAAUGCACUGUUCAUGGAGCAUGGUUUUUGAUAUCUUCUCUGCCAAAGGAGACUCCUUGCUGUCUCUGUGCCUCUGCUGUAUAACUGACUUGAACAAUGUCACCCCCUGUGGCACAAACAAUGCUGGGGGAGAUAAGCCCUGAAAUCAGCAAGAGGAAAUAGACAAGCUGUUGGCUCCUCUCUAAAACCACAUUAGGUAAUAGGCCUCUUCUGUCAACGGGCGAUAAACAAAAGAAGUCAGAUAAGCUUGUUUUCUUCACAGGGCAGGAAAUUCGGUUUGGCUAGGAUCACAGUAUGAACUCCCGGGUCACCUUGAAGGGACAAAUGAACGUGUGCUCUUCCAAAUCCAUUGUUGUUCAUUAGAUAUGCCUCAAGAACAAAUAUCAGGAAUAUGUGUCUGUUUGAGGUCAUCUAGAAACAUUACUCAAUUGGUUAAUUCCUGUACGUCUCCCAAUAUGUUGUAAUCAGUGGCAAUGUCAAUAAAUGUUUUUUUUU